Messenger RNA from Penaeus indicus, 3122 nucleotides. Its product is annotated as dual specificity tyrosine-phosphorylation-regulated kinase 1A-like. The transcript is spliced from 4 exons. Gene Ontology annotation, biological process: positive regulation of DNA-templated transcription; peptidyl-serine phosphorylation; peptidyl-threonine phosphorylation. NCBI's taxonomy places the organism in Eukaryota, Metazoa, Arthropoda, Malacostraca, Decapoda, Penaeidae. Gene Ontology annotation, molecular function: transcription coactivator activity; ATP binding; protein serine/threonine kinase activity. Gene Ontology annotation, cellular component: nucleus. The annotation marks the transcript as partial. The record is from RefSeq and is a predicted model, not a curated record.
CUGUACGACCUCUUGCGUAACACCAACUUCAGGGGGGUUUCACUCAACCUAACCCGCAAGUUUGCGCAGCAGUUGUGUACAGCACUUCUCUUCCUGUCCACGCCGGAGCUUCAGAUCAUUCACUGUGAUCUCAAACCUGAAAAUAUCCUGUUGUGCAACCCCAAGCGAAGUGCCAUCAAGAUUGUGGACUUCGGCAGUUCUUGUCAAAUGGGGCAAAGGAUAUACCAGUACAUUCAGUCAAGGUUUUACCGUUCCCCUGAAGUGUUACUGGGAAUCCCAUACAACAUGGCCAUUGACAUGUGGAGUCUAGGCUGUAUACUUGUGGAGAUGCAUACAGGAGAACCUUUAUUUUCAGGGGCCAAUGAGGUGGACCAGAUGAACAAGAUAGUGGAAGUGUUAGGGAUGCCACCAAAGCACAUCCUCGACAUGGCGACUAAAGCACGACGCUAUUUUGAUAAGUUACCUGAUGGGACCUAUAUUCUAAAGAAACCAAAGGAUGGCAAGAAAUACAAGCCGCCAAUGAGUCGUAAAUUGCGGGACAUUAUUGGGGUAGAGAGCGGCGGUCCGGGCGGGCGGCGCUUGAAUGAGCAGGGUCACUCAGUCUCGGAUUAUCUCAAGUUUGAGGAUCUGAUUAAGAAAAUGCUUGAUUAUGACCCAAAGACACGGAUCACUCCAUAUUAUGGGCUGCAGCACAAUUUCUUCAAACGAACGAGUGACGAAUCCACAAACACGAGUAACUCCACCAGUCCAGCAAUUGAACACACGGUGGCCUCCCCAAUCAACCAUUCAACCUCACAAACUGUGGUGGUGUCGGGUCGUGCACGGUCAGACCCUUCGCACCAGCACACUCACACAGGGCACUCUCAUGGGGCUAUGGACUGUGAGGUGUUUACUCAUCAUGCAGCUCAUCCUCCCCACUCUGCCCACCAUCCCCGCCACGUGCACCCAUACCAUGCCCACCGUUGUCGACCACUGGACCCUCGCCCUCUAGAUGCAGCCGGACGGCCCCAACCUCAGGCUACGGCAGCAGGCAGCGUAGCUGCUGCCGGAGGAUCCUUGCCACCAACGGCAGUGUAUGCAGCUCACCCAUAUUUGCCGAUGGCACUGGACUGUACCCAGACCGGCUCUGUGAAUCUGCCCUUGGCACCUAGUGGUGGUAGUAGUGGUGGUGGUCCACCCCAAGCAUCCUACCAGUAUCCUGGCAUUCCCUCCUUCCCACCUUCCACUUCCAGUAGUAGUGGAGGCAGUGGAGGACAAGGAAGCAUGGUCGGGUAUAGCUACCCUGGUGGUUCUCUAGUGCCGGUUGUGUCAGGAGGCCCCAGUGUACUGUAUGAAGGGGCACGCCCACCUGGGGGUCAUCUUGAGCAACCACAACCGCUGCCCAUGUCUCAGCAAGGUGCAGCAGGAGCAGCAGCAGUGGCAGCAGGAGCAGUGCGGGUGGGACAAAGACAGAGCAGCAGUGGUGGAGGAGGUGGAGGAGGAGGAGGAGGUGGAGGAGGAGGAGCAGGAGGAGCAGGAGGAGGAGGUGGUGGUAGUGGCUCAGGAGGGGCUGGUGCAGGGGGUGAGGACAGCCCCAUGGUGGUGCAGCACAGCCCCCUGGCCAGUCAUUAACCCCUGGGCUGACCUAGCAACCUGCUCAACAGUGUAUUGUAAACAGUGGGCAGCCAGGCUUAGGACAGCUAGGAGUAAGUGAGCCUGGGCCGAGACAGCGCAGGGCGGGUGGGCACAUUGUGGUGCAGGACCGUGUGUGCCUGUGUGAUGUGAGCCUGUAACACCCAGAGUGGAGGCUGGCGGGGAACCACCCAUGUUUCAGCGCCGCCGCCCCCCGGCCCCCCUCUCUCUCCUGCCACUGCUUUUAUCUUGUUAUUUAUUAUUCUGGUGAGGAGGGACUGGCCAAGGGCCGCCCUGCAUCUGGCUGCCGGGCUGCCCGGGGGCCGGGCCGGCUGCGUUGGCUAAUCCAGUCUCAGGAACUCCCUCCCCCCACCGCCACCACCACAUCUAGACUACCACUUCCCUUACCCUCAUCAACACUCCUCAAAUAAUGCCAUCACUACCACACCCAUCAAUAGAUCACCACCAGCAUAUUGCCUGCCACUGAUGCAUUGAUAGUGCAGUAACCCCUCCUUUUUCCCUUUGUCUGUCUGAUAUUAUGCAUAACGUUCAUAACUCAGUAUUCAGUGAGUGCAUUUUGGAUUAUUGCACUCCAAUAUCCUCCUACUACUUUUCCCAACCUUUUUCUAAUCUUCAGUCUUGCAGAAGCACUUAUCAUGCAGAAAAAACACCUUCAGAGCAACACUGGUUCAGCUGGCUCCUCUCUCACAACAGAAAUAUUACACAUAGUGAGCCAGUUCAAAAGUGUAGACAACACAAAAAAUCUAAUCAUGAACCGUUUAGCCUUGUUCUACAUUGAAAAAGUCAUUGUUAAGUGAGAUAAACAGGCAUAUACAGGUAUUUCAAUAAAUACAGCAACACAAACAUUGAUCUCAUAUUUGGCAGCUUAAACAUUUAAAAAUCUUCAGUAACAAAAAUUAAAAUUCACUAACCAAUGGUGAUACAAAGCACCAGAAAUCUAAGCAUUUAUCCAGUUUGCUCACAUGUGAACAGGCAACAACCCACAAAAAAGAAACAUUCAGCUUUUCUUACAUGUAAACAAUCAUGCAUAUACAGUUGUUACAAUUUCCUUUCCCUGACAUUCAUCCCUCCCACAAAAGCAUAUGGUGUAACUUUCUUCUACACCUCAUUAAAUGUAUCAUUCGUACAGCAGGAUCCUAUAUAUGCAAGCAGCUGGUGCAUUUACAGCUAAGUUUUGUGCAUCCUGCUGAUGCAUUACAUAAAUCACAUCUCUUAGGACAAUGAGUUCUGUUCAUGUUGAGCCAGUUUCCCCACUAAACCAGCUGCUACAAUUUCCAAACAGGAACUGUCAAACACCCAUAUCCAAGUGUAGUAUCAGUCAUCAGUCAUCCCAUCCCCCUCUCAUUCCAUCCUACACAACAACCCCACCCUGCACAUCCAGCUUCAGGCCAGCUGGACUCUGCUCAGUCUGAUAGCAGCUUGUAGCAUUUGUAGAGUAUAUUCCAAUCUGUACUUCAAAACCAUAAGUAUCAAAAUACAGUCAUAAAUUA